GCUGUGGCCGAGGGGGCGGGGCGCCGGGUAUCAUGGAGGAUCAGUGCGCAGACCGCGGCCAUCAGCGGAGGGCAGGCAGCUCUGAUCCGGGACUCGGUCACCAGCUCACGGCCACGUACGGAACGGUCACCGCGCGCGGCUCAGGAUGGACAUGAAGAAGAGGAUCACGUUAGAAGUACGGAACCGGAGCCCGGCGGAGAUCGUGGAGCUGGUGGUGGAUAACAGUCGCUCUGCUGAUGGGGAGGUGGAGGGUCUGACUGACGAGUUCAAAGAGCUGGAGUUCCUCAGUCUGGUCAACGUGGGUCUGAACUCUCUGUCCAAGCUGCCUUCACUGCCCAAACUACGCAAGUUGGAGCUGAGUGACAACAACUUGUCUGGUUCCCUGGAGACGCUGUCGGAGAAAUGUCCCAACCUCACAUACCUAAACCUGAGUGGGAACAAGAUCAAGGAGCUGAGCACGGUGGAGGCGCUGCAACACCUGAAGAGCCUGCAGAGUCUGGACCUGUUCAACUGUGAGAUCACGUCUCUGGAGGACUACAGGGACAGCGUCUUCGAGCUGCUGCCUCAGGUCACCUACCUGGACGGCUUCGACCAGGAGGACAACGAGGCGCCGGACUCCGAGGACGAGGACGAGGACGGGGCGGGGCCAACCAGCGAGUAUGAUGAAGAGGACGAGGACGAGGACGGGUCAGAGGGAGGACAGGGAGGGCGGGGCUUCCAGGUGAACCGGCCCGACCAGGACGAGGAAGACUACGCUGAGGACGAGGAAGAGGACACCGCCAUCGCCAUCGCGGCCGCCGUCCACGGACACAAGAGGAAGAGAGACGAGGACGAUGAAGGCGAGGAAGAUGAGGAUGACGAAGACGACUAGUGCUCCCAGUCCUGGUCCUGGUCCCGGUCCUGGUCCCGGUCCCGGUCCUGGUCCCGGUCCCGGUCCCGGUCCCGGUCCCGGUCCUGGUCCCGGUCCUGGUCCUGGUCCCGGUCCUGGUCCCGGUCCUGGUCCUGGUCCCGG
This is a messenger RNA of Mugil cephalus (flathead mullet), 1012 nucleotides long. RefSeq names its product acidic (leucine-rich) nuclear phosphoprotein 32 family, member E (gene anp32e). Gene Ontology annotation, biological process: regulation of apoptotic process. The transcript has 7 exons. The coding region runs from base 146 to 871 and encodes 241 amino acids. Gene Ontology annotation, cellular component: nucleus. Lineage: Eukaryota; Metazoa; Chordata; Actinopteri; Mugiliformes; Mugilidae. Gene Ontology annotation, molecular function: histone binding; phosphatase inhibitor activity. The record is from RefSeq and is a predicted model, not a curated record.